UUUCAUUCUUUCAUUACAGCUAACGCCCAUGCUCGUUCUCGGUCCAGUGAAAACCCCACCUCCCAGCUAAAAAUAAAAACUUUGCUAAACUGGACAUUUCCGAGCAUAAAAUGCAUUUCCGGUAAAAAGUGCUGAGUGAGCUGCAUAAAAAAACACGCUGAAACCAACCGUGCUGUCUCGUCCACCAUAUUGAAACUUUUUCAUUUUCCUGCUUGACCAACUGAAAACGGGUAGAAGAAACCAAAAAAGUUCCAUCCACAAUGGAAAACUUGCGGGAAAUUGAUUUAAACGGUGUAAUGAAAAUUAGCUGAAUGCUCCUCCUCGGGUGGCUCGCUCGCAAAAAUUCAACCUACCACGGAGACACGGGGAAAAAGUUUCCCCAACAAUGACUGGCAGUGGGGCAGGGCAGUGAUGGCGUAAUGAUAACGUCACCGUCGUGGGAUGUCCAUCCGUUACGUCACUAGCAGAACCUGCAGCUGUCCGAAUUGAUAUCGUGCUGGAGCGAGCUGAAAAGUUUUUUCCCGCCAACUCUGGUUCGGAAAAUGAAGAAAGGAAAAACAACAGCCGCUGAUAGUGAAAUAAUGUGAUUAUAAGGAAGUGUGAUUGGGGAAAAGUUGUAUUCGCUUGUUUCUGGUGUAAAUGAAGGGAAACUCCUGGAAAUAAUCACUCGGAGUUGCUGGAUCGAACCGGUUUGUUAGAAGUAAGCGACAUUGGUGCUACAGGCUUAAAAUAGAAUUGAUCAAUUAUAACUUGGGCACGGAAAAGUUUUUGUGCAGUUUUGGUUGAGGAAAAACAGCAGAAAAGGCAUUAUGGCCGCCAUGAUGAUGGAACUAAAACUGAUUAUUUUGUGUUUGCCGUCGAUCCUGCUUGCCACCACGCUCGAAUCAGAUAACAAAUCAAUACUGGCCAACUCGGCCAACUCGGACUGGAAGCGGCUGUGGCUGGAAACGGGCCAGCUGGUGGCGGGCGGUGGCAGUGGGAGUGGUGGCAGUGAAACAACCAGCCGGACGGCAUCGGCCGUGGCCGGCAACGGUGGCAUCGGGGUGGUCAGCGCCGGGAUCGGCAGCCCCCGGACGGACAAUCACCUCGACAGCAGUGACUCGGCGCUGCUCGAUGAUGGGGAGGUGAUGGCCCACAAUACCACCGUCCAGCUUGGCGGAGUCGCGUUCCUGGUCUGCAAGGUGGCCGGCGUGGACAGAGUGGGUGCUCAUUGGGUUUGUUUGGUGUUUGGACGAUUUUUGCAUUGUUGUGUUUGUGCACUACCACUUUGUUUUUUUAUUUCUAUUUAGGAAUGAACUCUUCUGUUAAAUUUUUUCAGUUUCCUUUUUCACAUUUCAAAGUAAUCAAUUGACUUGGAGUAACACGAAAUUGACUCU
Messenger RNA from Culex pipiens pallens (northern house mosquito), 1376 nucleotides. RefSeq lists its product as uncharacterized. The transcript is spliced from 3 exons. Lineage: Eukaryota; Metazoa; Arthropoda; Insecta; Diptera; Culicidae. Bases 810 to 1289 code for a protein of 159 amino acids. The record is from RefSeq and is a predicted model, not a curated record.